GACAAUUCCUUGGUUCUUUUUAAUUGAAGGACAAUGAAGGUCAGGGUCCAUUGCAUUACGCAGCUGUAUGUGAGAGAAAAGACAUUGCAGAAAUGCUUGUGAAGAACAAUGCUGACAUUGGCAUGGAGGAUGGUGAAUGAAGGUCAGAAUGCUGACAUUGACAUUGACAUUGGCUUUUACACAUUUCCCUGUACUACACUGUGAUAAUUGGUUUUAGCUCCCGUGCAUCGCACGGGUACGAGUCUAGUACAAAAGAAGUGUAAAAAAUGUAAGCUACCAUCUCGAUUGCCGUCCGGAGCUAUAGUAUGGUCCGAGCUCUUUCCUGCAAACUGCAGAAAUGGCGUCUCUUCUCUGCUCUCAUGCUAACAUGUGCUGCGGGAUAAAUACAGUAUGCCCAAACACCAAUUUUGGAGAAUUGCAUACAAUUAGGUUGUCUUUUUGUAAUUUUCUCCCAAGACAAAAGUGCAAUGUUAAGCUUUGCUUUCUUCUGAGAACAUCCUUUUCUGGGUCUGGUAUUGGGACACAUAUCAGUUCGGAUGUUCUAAAUGAAGAAACUUCAGAAAGGUCUAGAAAUAUGGGCAAAUGCUUACAAAGUGAUUCGAGCUGCAUUAACGAUCUUGAAGAGCAACUGUGUGUUCUCUUUAAUGAAGUAAAUUCGAUGAUAAAAUCAGGAAAUAAAAAUGAUGCUGUUGAUCUACUUAAGGCAAAUUAUGAAGCUGUUAAAGAACAGAUAGAUGCCGGUUUCAGGGGUAGAGAAGAGGCCAGGGUUCUUGACACAAUAGCAUUGGGCCACGUUGCCCUUGGAGACCUAACCACAGCUAUUUCCAUAAUGGACCUGUUGAAUGGGAUUGUUGAACAUUUGAAAAAUGAUGAACCGCUUUUGGACUCAAUACUAAUGCAUAUGGGAAGCGUGAACAAUGAAGGGCGUGCCCUCUUGGAGGAAUGCUUACUGAUUACAGAGAAAUCUAAAGGGAAAGACCAUCCCAACUGUGUUAAACAUCUAUUGAAUCUUGCCACUUCAUAUUCUCGGUCCAAAAAUUAUGCUGAAGCUGAGAAGUUGCUGCGCAUUAGUUUACAGAUUAUGUUGAAGACUCUGCCACACGAUGAUCAAUCUAUUAGCUUCCCAAUGCUCAAUCUUGCGCUUACUCUCUUUAAUUUGAAUCAAGUUGAUGAAGCCGAGAAGUAUGCACUAGAGGUUUUACGCAUUCGCGAGAAUGCCUUUGGAAAAGAGUCUCUUCCUGUUGGGGAGGUUCUUGACUGUCUUGUUUCUAUACAGAAAAGACUAGGAAGAGAUGACAAUGAGUUGCUGGAGCAUCUGAAGCGAAUUUUGAAAAUUCAAGAGAAAGCUUUUGGCAGUGAGAGUGAAGAGGUUAUGGAGACACUCAAGAAGGUCGUGCACUACAUGACAACGAUAGGGUUGAGACAUGAGAAACUCCCUCUCGAAAGAAGAUUGGCACGUCUCAAAGACAAGUACAAGCAUGCUGUGAAACAAUAUUAAAGGUUCCACUCCCAAAGCUGUAAGCAAGAGUCAUGGUGCAGUCACACCACGGAUGACACCAAGUUUGACAAUGCCAAAUGUCUCAUGUUUCAAGUCAUUGUCUCUGAUCAUUUUGCCGUAGAACUUUCAUAUGAACAAUGCCAAAGCGAUGGGCGAUUCACUGGCCUUUACCUCAAGAAAGCAUUAUUAACGAUUGGAGCUAGUGAUUAUAUAUAUUGGCAUUAUCAAGAAUUUUCCUAUGAAGAGAGCAUCAAAUUAAACUGAAAGCAGGAUUGAGCUGAGACUUCAAAACCGACAUCAAAUUACAUACGCUUUGUAUGUAUAUGUAAUUGCCUCAGCUCGGGAUGCUAUACACCUGCACUUUCUAGUGCGUUUGAGAAUGAUAAAAAUGAGAGAAAAAAAUAUGCUUUGCUAUG
This is a messenger RNA of Cuscuta campestris, 1914 nucleotides long. Lineage: Eukaryota; Viridiplantae; Streptophyta; Magnoliopsida; Solanales; Convolvulaceae. The record is from the annotation of a GenBank genome assembly.